Pyrus x bretschneideri (Chinese white pear) is the source of this 447-nucleotide messenger RNA. RefSeq lists its product as uncharacterized. The transcript is spliced from 2 exons. The annotation marks the transcript as partial. The record is from RefSeq and is a predicted model, not a curated record. NCBI's taxonomy places the organism in Eukaryota, Viridiplantae, Streptophyta, Magnoliopsida, Rosales, Rosaceae.
GAGAUAGAAUUCAACAUCGAUCUAAUUCCAGGUACAAAUCCAAUUUCCCUAGCACCUUACACAAUGGCUUUUGCAGAACUAAGAGAACUUAAGGCUCAGUUACAAGAACUUAAAGUUGCAACAGUUGAGAACUGGGAAUGUCCGCAAAAUGUCACUAAGAUACAAAGUUUUCUUAGUCUUACUGGUUAUUAUCGACGUUUUGUGAAAGAUUUCUCCACCAUAGCUCUACCUCUCAGAAAGUUGACUAGGAAAGGCAUUAAAUUUGAAUGGAAUGAUAACUGUGAGAACAGUUUCCAGCAGAUGAAGUACUGCCUUACUCAUGCCCCUGUCCUUGCUCUUCCCGACGAUAGUAGUAAAUUUGAAAUCUAUAGUGAUGCUUCACUAAAUGGUUUGGGUUGCGUGUUGAUGCAGUAUGGUAAAGUCAUUCUUAUACCUUUCAUCAACUGA